AUGAGCAGGCAUUCAUCAGACGAAGAACCAACAGCCAAGCGCGCAAAACUCCCCACAACAGAUGAGAUAUAUCUGGAUACAAUUGAUCGGAAGAGACUAGAUUUCGAUUUUGAGAAAAUCUGCAGUGUAACAUUAUCAAAUAUUAAUGUUUAUGGAUGUCUUGUUUGUGGUAAAUAUUUCCAAGGUCGUUCCCACUCAUCAAUAGCCUUCAAUCAUAGUAUCAAUGAAGAUCAUCAUGUCUUCAUAAAUUUCAACAAUCUCAAGAUUUAUGUCCUUCCGGAGAAUUAUGAAGUCAAGAGUACAAUGCUGAAUGAUAUAAAGUAUCAAGUGUUACCAAGUUAUACAGAACAAGAUUUGAAAAAAUUUCAAGAUGAGGGAUUUAAGAGUGUUGAUUUGAAUGGUAAUGAUUAUAUCCCUGGUUAUAUUGGGUUGAAUAAUAUGAAGGCUAAUGAUUAUUCUAAUGUUGUCAUACAGGCAUUAUUCCAUGUUCCUUUGAUUCGUGAUAAGCUAUUAUUGAGUAGUUUAGAUAAUUUCAAAAAUGAAAUGAACAAAAGAGUCAUCAUACUGAUUAAGAAACUAUGGAGUUCAAGGUUGUUUAGAAACCAUAUUUCUCCGCAUGAAUUAUUACAAUAUAUUUCCAUUUUAUCAAAUAAGAAGUUCAACAUUAAUGAACAAAAAGAUCCAAAGGAUUUCCUAGUGUGGUUUUUGAAUUCACUUGGUAAAAGUUUUAAAGAAGAUGGUGAAGGUCUUAUAUCGAAGAGUUUCCAAGGGAAAAUACAAAUACAGAGUAAGAAAGAAAAUGACGACCAAGUGAAAGAAGUUGUUACAAAAUUUUGGUUAUUGAACAUAGAUCUACCACCAAUACCAGUUAUCAAAGACAAUCAUGAGGCAAAGCAUAUACCACAAGUGAAAUUAACUAAAUUGUUAGAUGUGUAUCAAAAAGGUGAAGAAGUUUUGUUAGCCAAUGGUGAAGUUCGAAAAUACAAGAUUUUAAAACUUCCAAAAUAUUUAAUAUUACAUUUUGAUAGAUUUAAAGAUAAGGCAUUAAACCUUGAUCUAAGUGUUAAAGAUAGAAAUCAAACAAUGGUGGAAUUCCACUUGGAGAUUGAAAUUUUAGGUGUCAAGUAUAAAUUGAUUUCAAAUAUUAUUCAUGAUGUUUCAGAAUCUCAGGAUGAAGAUCAAAGUGAUUGGAAAGUUCAAUUAAAACAUCAUUCUGAAUGGUUUGAAAUUGAGAAUUUAAUAGUGAAACCAAAAGAAAAGGAGUUUUUGUUUUUGAAUGAAACUUAUCUACAAAUAUGGGAAAGAGUUUAA
Hansenula anomala is the source of this 1311-nucleotide messenger RNA. RefSeq names its product mRNA splicing protein SAD1 (gene SAD1). The transcript has a single exon. Gene Ontology annotation, molecular function: cysteine-type deubiquitinase activity; zinc ion binding. The record is from RefSeq and is a predicted model, not a curated record. Gene Ontology annotation, biological process: protein deubiquitination. Lineage: Eukaryota; Fungi; Ascomycota; Saccharomycetes; Phaffomycetales; Wickerhamomycetaceae. Bases 1 to 1311 code for a protein of 436 amino acids.